Molecule: messenger RNA, 1668 nt
Organism: Penicillium taxi
Lineage: Eukaryota; Fungi; Ascomycota; Eurotiomycetes; Eurotiales; Aspergillaceae
Exons: 4
Coding region: 1-1668 (555 amino acids)
Molecular function (GO): heme binding; iron ion binding; oxidoreductase activity, acting on paired donors, with incorporation or reduction of molecular oxygen
Source: RefSeq, a predicted model, not a curated record
AUGUCUCAAUUCGCAGUACCAUGGGGUAGUCAACAGGCAGAUGCGGCAGAGGGAUCGCACAUUUUUCUGACUCUCGCACUUCUUGGUCUCACGUCUCAUAUGUUUUUUGUUCGCUAUAAUGAUGUUGAUCGAAUUGUGGGCAAAGGCUUUGUUCCCUACGUUGGCAGUCAAAUUUGUCUCUGGAUAUGGCUGUCUAUUCGGAGCAGUGACCUUCUCUCCUCGGCCACUUUCAUUUCCCUCGCUAAUCUGAGCUUUUUUGCACCUUUGUUUACUAGUAUCUCGAUAUACAGGUUGUUUUUCCAUCCAUUGAGGUCAUUUCCUGGACCAAGUCUCGCAAGAUUGACCUCUUGGUGGGGAGUCUCCAAGAUUGCUCGAGGAGCAAACAAGUAUGAGCUCCAUCAUGAAUUGCAUAAGCAGUAUGGAGAUAUAGUUCGAAUCGCGCCAAACUUCGUGUCUAUUAACAGAAUCGAUGGAUUGACAAAGGUCUAUGGUGCUGGCACCAAGUGUGGAAAAUCAAAUACCUUUUACAACAUCAAGGAUGAAAAGAGCCUUCAGACAGAAACUGAUUUGAAGAAACAUGGAGCUCGGCGACCCCCCUGGGAAAAGGCGUUGAGUAUCAAGAGAUCUCUUGAAUAUCUGCCCCAGCUUCAAGUCAUGACCAACCUGCUAGCUAGAAAAAUCACUGAAGAUGGAAGACAAAAUAAGAAUCGCGUCCUGAUCAAUCAUUGGCUCACUUGCUUUUCUUUCGAUGUGAUGGGCGAACUGGGGUACAGCAAGUCAUACGGCUGUCUGGAGACAGGUAUAAUCCAUCAGGGAAUCAUCGACAUGGAGAUUGCUAUUGCAAUGGGCGUGGUUAUUUCUCCCCUUCCCUGGCUGGUGCGACUGAUUACAAGCAUAAUCGGUGUACCCAAACACUUGGAAGGCUUGACAAACUUUGCAGCCUCAUCUCUCGCAGAGCGAAAAGCGUCUCCAGUUGACAAGCCGGAUGUCUUGCAAUAUGUAUUUGAUGGCAAAGUGCCUUUGAGUCCAGCAGAGGAACUUGAAGACACAAUGCUCCUACAGCUUGGUGGAAGCGAUACUGCCAAUUCAACAUUGAUAUUUGCUAUGUAUCAUAUCGCAGCCAGCCCAGAGAUCCAGCUUGCACUUCGAAAAGAGACUGAGUCCGCAGUUAAUGGCUCGUCUGAGCUCAACUGGGAGAUUCUCAAGGGUCUCCCCUUGUUGGAAGCAGUCAUCAACGAAACCCUCCGAAUGCAUCCGCCAGUACCAGGUGGCUUACCACGUUUUACUCCUCCUGAAGGCAUCACAUUUGGCGAGAUUUAUAUUCCUGGAAAUGUCAGCGUCAGCUCCCCGACCUGGACUAUUCAAAUGGACCCCGAAAACUUCACGGACCCGACCACCUGGAAUCCCUACCGCUUCAUUAAUCCCCCGGAAAACCACAAUACCAAGGCUUGGAUUCCAUUCAGCGUGGGGCCCUUCAGCUGUGUUGGUAGAGUGUUUGCCUAUAUGGAGAUGAAGAACGCCAUUGCAACAGUGGUCAAUAAUUUUGAUAUAAAGCUGGCGCAGGGAGAGGAUGGAUACAAGCUGCUGAACGAGAGUAAGGAUAAUACGGCCAUUUGUUGCGAGCCAGUAUGGCUGGACAUGGAGCCGAGGGCCAGCAAUAGAUGGUGA